Orussus abietinus is the source of this 2715-nucleotide messenger RNA. RefSeq names its product PRKC apoptosis WT1 regulator protein. Bases 417 to 1298 code for a protein of 293 amino acids. The transcript has 8 exons. NCBI's taxonomy places the organism in Eukaryota, Metazoa, Arthropoda, Insecta, Hymenoptera, Orussidae. Gene Ontology annotation, biological process: positive regulation of apoptotic process; apoptotic process. Gene Ontology annotation, cellular component: cytoplasm. The record is from RefSeq and is a predicted model, not a curated record.
CCAUCUGUGUACCGUGUAGUCGUUGCGUCUGGUCAGUGUGUGCUUAUGACCGUCCUCAAGGGUUGACAGCUGUCAAUAGGUACAAGAGUGAGUCACCGGUGUAGGUCACUUCCCGGAGUGAAGAAAGGAAAUUCCGUCGGUGCGGCAAUCCACGAGAGGUGUACCGCGAGUCGACGCAAGCUGUCGCGAGUCGGCUAUAAGCAGCGAUCACUAACGCCGACCGAAGAAGCCAACUAUCGUCGCUGUCAUGUAAUCGUUAUUUUUCUCACUCGCCGCCCGCUAGAUCUAAAGCUAAAAGCCUUAAGGAGCUUCGUCGCCUUCUCGAGACGAGCCCGUGUUCCUAAAGAGUCGGUCCACCGAACUCCCUCGGUGCACAACAGGUCACCACAGGUACCGACACCUACCCCUUUGUUCAGAUGUCCAGGUAUCUUUUCGACGUUGCCGGCAUGGCAUCCAGCUCGGUCAGUCAGGAGGACUUUGAAAAUGAUUUCGAGCUCUGUUUUCGAAGAUCCAAGGUCAGGACCGCUAGGGCACGAGUAGGCCCACUCAGGACGGGAGAGUCUUCUUCCAUAGCGUUUCAAAAGAAUACAGGGGAUGUGGAAGAAGCGCAAGGUGUAUGCGAAUCGAGUUCAAACAGUGUACUUCCACCUGACCACGAUGGUCAACAAAAUAAACCAAUUAUGAGGAAACAAGACAAACGGGUAACUGGUCGGCCAGCACACAUUAAUAAAGGAAAACAGCAACGCGAUAGAAGAAAGCUAAGAGAAAAGAGACGUAGCACGGGAGUACUUCAUUUACCUUCGACCGAGAGUACAGGAGGUAGUACAGGAGAAGACGAGGAGGAACUAAGCGGUACUUGUCUUGAAACUAAGCACAAUACGCACCACAAUGAGUUCCUUGAUCAUGAACUCAUCGAAGAAAGGGCAACGAAAGCGUUUACGCAGAGGAGAAACAAAAGCCAUUCCGACUUGGAGGCGGACGACGAGGAAUUCGAUUCUCUAAAUCAGUCCAACGGGGUUAAUCAACCGGACCAGGGAACACAAGAGGCACAACCUGCGUUAACACCUAACCGGCGUACGGUGCAAACUCCAACUGGCGACGACCCACAAGAUCUAAUCGAGCGGACGCAGGAGGAAAACAGGAGGCUCCUCUCGCUUCUGGAGACUCGCGAUCACAAGAUAAUGGCCCUUGAAGCUAGACUUUUGCAACAGCAACACGAGAUGGCACUCGAGAGGGAACGACUGCAAGAGGAGAAUGCUGCUCUGAUAAGGGCGAUGGCGGCCUUAUUGAGCAACUAACAACGUGGCUGUAAAAUUUUCCCCGGUUCUCCUGCCACCACCCCAUUCUCCCGUUACAGUAAUCUUGGGCUUAGAGUUGGUGAGCUACGUAACACUAGUUGUUAACGAUUACGGAUUCACUUACAAUUAGUAAUUAAUAUCCGUGACAGCGAGACUUACGAUUAAGCGUUCGAAUACGUUAUCAUGCAACGGUUCGAAACAAUUGGAGCUUCACUCUUUAACGUCGGGGUGUCCUUCCGAUAAGUUUUGCUAAAUAUUACAAUUACAAAGUGUCGUACAGUCUAUCCCGGACCUGAGAAAAUUUAAACUUUCAUUUCUUUUUUCAUAUAUUUUUUUUGUUUUUUUUUUUUUCAUUCUCAACUACCCACAAUACUUGCACCGUUUGGAUGCCUUUGUAACGUUACCGUAGAUGUGAGUUGAAUCCGAUUGGAAGUACUCGUAAUUACUUUCGCAUUACCACGGUAGACUAAGGAAGUAUAUACGAAUCGCACGUAAACAAUUGACGAGCUUCAAUAUUAUUCGUUUAAAGAAAUGUCUAUAUCUUCGUGCAGCACUGAGUGUUUUUUAUCGCCAUAAUAUCAAUUUUCGUUUAAAUAUUUCGUUUUUAAUGUUACCACGGAGCUACUUAUACCCAGCAGACUUCAUCGAUGGUACGUUUUUAAAGUAUUCGUAUAGAUUACCAGUAGGUCGAUUAUAAUAUUACUUCUUCUUUUCAACGUGCUAAACCGGGCUUAAAGUUAACGUAGGUCUGAAUCGAUUUAAUUUCUCUAGAUUAAUGGGAGUUUUCGAGGCGAAAGUUGCAGGUUUCAUCAUUAUUCGUAUUGCGGUAUAGAUUGUUAAAUAGUCUUCUCGGCCUUUAAGAAAAUACGUGCUCGGUCCGAUGGGACGAUACAGGGAUUUUUAAUAAUUACCGGGAUACCGCAACCUUUAUGCCAAUGUUCUCGUGUACAUAAAAAGGCACAAAGACAUGUAUUGAUUAAUAAAAUUAGCUGGUUUACACGUAAUUUAGCCGUCAUAGAGUCGGUUAGAAACGAGGGUUAAUCGAUUCUGGGACAAGUCGGGCAUCGAAAUCCACAUCUGUAGCUGUAGUCUAACCCAGGGAGGAGACUGAGUACGAAAGUAAACGUAGGGAAAUCAAAAGUCUUUCUAUUUACACGUUACGUUCCAAUGGCGGCAUGUAUGCACAAUCAUUUAUAUACAUUACGGUUUAAUUUGUACGUCAAAGGAAAAUAAAAAGAAAAGGAAUCUUGUAUUUGAGGAAAUGGUAGGCGUGUAACGCGCAAGUGAUUUCAAUAAUUUCGAGUAAAGGACAAUGGCCGCGUGAGUGCGAUACCAUUUUUCCCCCCACUCUAGAUCUGCAUUCGCUACUCGUUCCCUACUCUACUACCUGCCGCGCCGUGAUUGGCCGACCGUUGGG